This is a messenger RNA of Baudoinia panamericana UAMH 10762, 2872 nucleotides long. RefSeq lists its product as uncharacterized. The transcript has a single exon. Gene Ontology annotation, cellular component: membrane. NCBI's taxonomy places the organism in Eukaryota, Fungi, Ascomycota, Dothideomycetes, Mycosphaerellales, Teratosphaeriaceae. The record is from RefSeq and is a predicted model, not a curated record. Gene Ontology annotation, biological process: arachidonate metabolic process. The coding region runs from base 460 to 2391 and encodes 643 amino acids.
CCUCAGCCUUGCCGAUUGCCAAUCAGGCACAGUAUGGCGGGGCUUUCGUCAUAUGGGCCACGGAUUCAUGUCGAUGCUGUGUUGGUACAUGUACUCGGCUUCAAACACUCCCUUGGAUACGAGACAUAUACGAAGUCGGUCUCCGCUUGAGUAUCGCGAUUAGAGGGAGGGUACUGUUUUCGACUUAGGCCGAUAAACAUACAUAGCGCAUUUGGACCAACGUAAUCCGGCUUGCGACAUCUAACGGCUUCUUGCUUCUUGCUGCGCCCCCUCUCUCACCACCUUUCGCACUGAUCUCUCCACAACCUUGGCCGCAUGCUCUGGGAUUGAAACCUUGGCGCCUCACGCGACCCCGAGUACUAAGCUCCUCCAUUCACCGCCGUAGCUUGGAGGAACAGCUUCCAAUACAUUGACAGGCCACCCAGCCUGCGGCCUUUGCGCCGCCAGCGAUUGUGCAGCAUGGACGACCAAGGCAGGCUCCGGCGCAAGGACACCACCAAAGGCCCGCCAUUGCGCAUAUUGUCACUCGAUGGCGGAGGUGUCAGAGGCUAUUCGAUGCUCAUCAUCCUGCAGGAAUUAAUGCACAGGACGUUUGUCGAGACAGAAGGAAGAGCACCGAAAAGGCACGAGAUCCCAAAGCCAUGCGAUCACUUCGAUCUAAUUGCAGGCACUGGUACUGGAGGCUUGAUAGCGAUCAUGCUCGGCCGACUACGCCUUGACCUCGAUACCUGCAAGGACGUGUACGUGCGCAUGACGCGGAGAGCGUUCGAAACGGACAAAACGAUCGCUGGCAUACCGUACAAGAGCACGAUGUUUAAGGCGAGCAAGCUCGAAGAGGUCAUCAAAGAGUGCGUGAGCCAGCAUACGAUCUUCGAGGAUGAAGGCAACGAUACAAUCGCCAAUGCUACGCCAAUGACGCCGCCGUCCACCGGCGGUAGUGUGAACAGCCCCACUGAUGCGCCGCAUCGGACCAUGAGCCAGGGCAGCAGAUAUAGUCAGGUGGGUGUUAGUCCGAUAGCGCAGCGUAUGGGCACCGGCUUUGGACGCCAAUUUGGAAGCCCGAACGCACAGCUGUACGAUGCGCGGGAGUCUCGCACGAAAACGGCAGUGACUGCGGUACUGAGGGGGACCGCAACCACCACCUUACUGCGAUCAUACGACUCGCGGAGAGAGCCGGCGCCGGAUGUCAAGUGCACCAUCUGGGAGGCCGGCCGUGCCACGUCUGCUAUACACCUCGCUUUCAAGCCCAUCCAAAUUGGUCAGUCAGUCUAUCUGGACGAAGGGAAUGGGAAGUAUAACCCUGCGCCUGUGAUUCUGGACGAAGCGGUACAGAGUGAAUGGCCAGGUCGCGAGGUUGGCGUCUUCGUCAGUAUCGGCACCGGCAAGCGACCACCAGGGACCGAUAACCAGCAGCAAGAAUGGUGGGAGGGCUUCAUGGGUGGCACGAUCGGCGCGUUUGCAGAGGCACGAAGAAGGCUGAUCAGGAAGCUGGAGGCUUGCGAAGAGACGCAUCAAUACAUGCUGCGCGAGCACCUUGGGUCACGGCAGGUCAAUGUCGACAACUACUACCGGUUGAAUGUCGAGGUGGGCGUCGGAGAGUUUGGCUUGAACGAGUGGGCGAGACUCUCGGAGAUCAGCACGAACACCCGAACGUACCUGCACAGGCAUGACGUUGAGGUAAUAAACCAGAGCUGCGCAGCAAAAUUAGCCCGGAUACAUCUUGCCAAGGUAAGGCAUGAUCGAUCUGAAACGCGAAAGAUACUUGGCCAGCAUGAGCGGAACACCAGCUGGCAGAACCCGUGGGAAAGGCCACUGCCAACAGCGCCCCACGACUCAAUCGCAGCUGAGCUUCCCGGAGACGAUCAAUACUACCAGCCCCAAGCUUUCCGACCUGGCUCCCAGCAAUCCUACGAGCACAGGCCAAGCAUCGCAGACCAGAAAUACACCAUCGUGACAAGUGCACCCGGUUUUCAAGACCACAGACCAAGCGUAACCGACCAGAAAUACACCGUCCUCCCCGACGACGCCGACGAAGUAACCCCCACCGCCAACGGCGAACAACGAACCCCCAUCCAACGGCCUCCCCCCCAAUACGGCCAACAACUACCCAUCUCCACUCCGAGCAACGGGCCCUCGCCGCGACAUAGCCACGACUCCGGUCAUCGACCUAAUGUGCCCCCGCCUUUACCGCCGAAGACGCCGUUACCGUAUCCAGACCAACUGACUUCGCCGCAGACGCCGCAUAGUCCGCAGCAGUGGUCUGGUUCGUAUGAUGGCGCGCCGAGGACUUUUAUGAACAUGGGGGAGUUGGGGAGGAGGUUGCCGUAUCCCGAUAUGGAGGGCCCGCCGCCGGCGGUGAAUACGGCGAGUAAACCUACUUUGACGAGGUAAUAAGUGAUGCGCGCAUGACGGAUGGCUGGUGAUUUUGGUUAAGUAACGUGAUACCCAUGGUUAUCGAACAACAGUCAACUUAUCAAAUGCCACAACUUGCUUACACGGUCUUGCCGUAUCCGUCACAUGCGUGAAUCUGUGCGAGGAAUCACAGGGCGUGGAGAUGUCGGUAUUGCCUUGGGCUUUCGCGUUGGCAGGUGCAACCCGUCGUGCCUUCCCUAUACAGGUUUGUCGCACACUGUGCCCGUCGUCAUGGUUGCAGUCAGCGCGGCCUACAACAUUGGGUUUCGGCACUCUCAAGCAACACAACAAUGAUCUCUACGUUCAAAACGCAGUAACGUCAACAGUACACGCUGCAUAUGCAGGCGAACGCGCGCGACAUGGCGGCGAAGGUGAAUUAAGUGAUGAAUGUGUAGAGCGAACACCCAAGUCCCAAGCUGACUGCUUCACAGGCGGAAGCGGCAACGACGUCGACGGCUGG